Molecule: messenger RNA, 1439 nt
Organism: Gadus morhua (Atlantic cod)
Lineage: Eukaryota; Metazoa; Chordata; Actinopteri; Gadiformes; Gadidae
Gene: rsrc1
Product: arginine/serine-rich coiled-coil 1
Exons: 10
Coding region: 74-1102 (342 amino acids)
Biological process (GO): alternative mRNA splicing, via spliceosome
Cellular component (GO): nucleus; cytoplasm
Source: RefSeq, a predicted model, not a curated record
CCAACAACCAGCACAGUCUAGUCAGAGCACGGCUGCACCGUGUUGUUGUGACUGCUAUGGCUGUAGUGAAUGAAUGAACCUUGGGACCAGAGUUACCACUCAAAGGGUAAGCAGCACCAUGGGUCGACACUCCUCGGACAGUGAGGAUGAUAGCAGAAGCAAAAAGAAGAAGAAGAAGCAGCAGCGUCGUUGUUCGUCCUCAUCCUCUUCAUCCUCGUCGUCGUCUGGAAGCAGAAUGACCAGCAGCCGCAGUAAACGAUCCACCCGCCGUAGUCGUUCUCGAUCAAGAGAUAAGGAGAGGGACAGAAGGCGCAGAAGACGCUCCAGCAGCAGCUCGUCCCACGGGUCAUCCCGCAGGAAGAGGAGCCGCAGCGCCGACCGGGACAGAGGGAGGAGCCACCGCUCGCACCGGUCCCGCAGCCGCGACAGAAGGUCGCCGUCUCGCCACCAGCGCUCCCGCAGCAAGAGCCGCAAGCGGAGCCGCAGCCGGGAGCGGGACCACGCACGCCGGAAGGGCCGGGACCGAGACAAGGAUAAGGAGAAGGAGAGGGACCGGGACAAGGGGAGAGGGCGGCAUAAAGACAAGGACAGAGACAACGAGAAGAGCAAGGACAAGGCUAAGGAGAAAGGGGACAACGCCAUCAUCAAAGCCGGUUUAGAGCAUCUGACGCCAGCAGAACAGGCCAAGGUUCGGAUGCAUAUGGUUCUACAAGCGGCAGCUAAAACAGACGAGGUACUGAAGGCCAAGGUGGCCAAGAGAGAAGAGGAAGCCCGCAAGAAAAAGGAAGAUGAGGGGACGUCUCUGGAGGAGCAAGUGAGAAGGAUAAAGGACAUUGAGGCCAUCGAGAGUGAUUCCUUUGUUCCUCAGGCUUUCAAAUCAUCCAGGGACGACAUAAAGGUGGAGCCAGCCGAGGUGAAGCAGGAGGACCCCUCUGAAGCCCCUGUGGAGGUGGCUGUCCUCCCCACGUCGAUACGCUACAACGACACGGACAACCUGGCGCACCCAAGCUUAUUCAUGGACAAGGAGAAGGCAGAGGAGCUGUGGCUGAAGAGAUUGGUCUCCCUGCGACAGGAGAGGCUCAUGGGAAGCCCGGUUACAUGAAGCCAACCAGGCACAGUGGAUGGAUGUGGGGUGGUUCUGUUAGUAUCCUAGGCUCAUGUCUGUCAUCGUUUUUACUCCUGUAAAUAGUGUGGACAACCUGCUCCGUUUACUUUUUUUUUGUUUAUUCUUUCUUAUGCAUUGACUUUUUUUCAUCAGCUAAAGCAGAAUUACUGCCAGUAGAAUACUUGUGGAGUAGUUUGACGUGUUUUUAUUUCAUUCUCCUUUGAUAAUUUGGUUUUGAAAGAAAAAAAUAUUCACACUUUUUUCACACAAUUUUGUGUGUUUUUGACACUGUCUUAUUUUGUAUUAAUAUCACCAAUAAAGAUAUGAGAAUUAG